CCGCAAAAUAAAAAACAAGAAAUCCGAAGAGGGGAAAACAAAAUUCCCUAAAAUUCACAUCACAAACAUUCCGUUUAAUAGAUAAUGUAUUUUUAGUUUUUUUAAAAGAGAAAUAAAGUGAAACUCAUAUAAGCAUUAUAUUGGGAAAGGACAAUUGGAGAGAUCUGGUUGCAACAUGGUAUAUAAGAAGAAACCACAAUCUUUUGAAGGAGAUAUAAAGCAUGAAUAUAGCUUUAUAUGGAAAAUAAAUAAGUUUUCUGAAGAUUUUAUGUCGUUAGAAAGUAAAGAAAUGUGUCUUAAGCCUAUGUGUAUUAGUACUUGGAAAAUUAUUCUAUACACUACAGAAGAUAAAGAAACGUUAGAGUUUGCGCUACAACGUACUGACAACAGUUUGCAUUCUGUGUCUGUUACUUGUAAUGUUGUAUUUCGUAAUUCCAAAGAAACCCCUUUUGUCAGCAGGUCAGUGCAAGGGGUUUUCUCGAUAGUUGAUCAAUUGAAAUUCUGUGAAAAGCUGCUUGGAAGACCCACUUACACCAACGCAGUGAAAAAUGACAUGGGAGGUCAGUUUCGAUUAUGCAAAGACGAUGCACUUGUAAUCGAAGGCAAGAUUACAACAACUGCUUGUUGCAUGCAUAACGAGCCUAAAGAAAAUAGCCUAAAUGAGCUUCAUCGUUCUCUUGUUUUGUCUCAUAAGGAAAAGCUUUUUACUGAUGUGAAUUUUAUUGUCGGCGAUGAUAUUAUACCCGCUCAUAAAAGUAUACUUGCAGCAAGAUCUCCUGUUUUUCGAACAAUGCUUGAGGCUGAUAUGAGGGAAAAAUCUGAAAAUCGAAUUGUAAUUAAUGACAUUGAGAAGCCUGUUCUGGAAGCCUUCCUAACCUUUAUAUACACUGGAUUUGUACAAACAUCUGAUGUCAGCUUAGUCUCACAGUUAUAUCCGGUUGCUGAUAAGUAUGACGUGCAGAAUUUAAAAGAUGUGUGUCAACAUGUUUUAUCUAUGAAUUUAAAUGAGACUACAGCUUGUGAAAUAUUAAAUUUAGCUGAAGUUCAUAGUGACGAGAACUUAACGAAUAGUGCUUUGAAUUAUUUAAUUGAUAAUUUUGAUGUUAUUGAGCCUACUGAAGAAUGGAAGAAAUUUGUUAGAAACAAUACUAUUUUAGCUGCUUCUGUUGUGAGUAAAGUUGUUGCGAAAAUGCGUGCUGCCAAAUAAAAUGUGAAAGUUAUGACUGUGAUAAAUUUUAAUGCUCAAAUGUUGCAUUAAAAGUGAUGUUUAUACCAUUUUAAGAAUUAUUUCAUUGUAGAAUAUUUUGUUUUAUAUUUUGAUUAAGUUGUUAAAAUUAAAAAUGCUUUAUAACUUAAAAAGUUUUGCAUUUAUCUUUUACACCCUUCGUUAAAUCAGCUUAGUACAGCAGGUUCUUAUCAAUCAAAGUAUACUUCUGUUUGGUUUAACUUCUGCAUGAUUUAACUUCAUUUCAAGAGCAUCACUGCAGUUGUUGUGCAGAUGACUUAUCACGUUUGAUAAUAUUAAUUGGAGCCGAGUUGAUGUAAAUGGUAUUUUUGAGAAAGAGUAUUUGCUUUUGUUUUAAGAAACUUACAUGUUUUUGCAAUUGUAAAUUAAAAUUUUUUACUUUUUUAUGUGCAUAAAAAGUUUAGGAAUUGUUAAUUUAUGAUUUACAAAGAUUUAAUUUAUUUAUGACAUGUAAUCAAGCUUAUAGCAUUUUUAUUUUAUAUUCUAUUAUUUUUCAGGAUAGAUAUUUUGUUGGAACAAAGAAUUUAAAAUUUUGCUUUUAAACACUUUGUAUUCAGUUUAUGCUAUAUUAUUGAGCUGUUAGACUGCUGUUAAAAUAAAAUUAUCAAAGUGCAGCAUUU
This is a messenger RNA of Parasteatoda tepidariorum (common house spider), 1866 nucleotides long. RefSeq names its product TD and POZ domain-containing protein 4. The record is from RefSeq and is a predicted model, not a curated record. NCBI's taxonomy places the organism in Eukaryota, Metazoa, Arthropoda, Arachnida, Araneae, Theridiidae. Gene Ontology annotation, molecular function: protein binding.